Frankliniella occidentalis (western flower thrips) is the source of this 1057-nucleotide messenger RNA. RefSeq lists its product as uncharacterized. Gene Ontology annotation, biological process: proteolysis. Gene Ontology annotation, molecular function: serine-type endopeptidase activity. The coding region runs from base 188 to 1009 and encodes 273 amino acids. The record is from RefSeq and is a predicted model, not a curated record. Lineage: Eukaryota; Metazoa; Arthropoda; Insecta; Thysanoptera; Thripidae. The transcript has 6 exons.
UUGUUAACGGCACUGGCACGACUACGUACUUAUGCUGUUUAUGCAAUUCCAAAAGUCACUCACGAAGGGUCACAUGCACCACGAUCGAGUACCUUGUUUACGUCUGGUGUAUAUAUAGCAACGGAUGUGGACUAGAGUGCUGUAUCCCGCGCACUCACUACGACCUGGCUAAGCGAUUCGUCCGAACAUGGCUUGGUUGCCCAUCUUCAUUGUUUGCGCUACGGCUGUUUUAGAAACGUUUGGUGCCCUUGGUGGGUUCAAUGACGAAAAGAUCAUCGGCGGAACAGUAACACAUGUGGAUGAUGCCAAAUUCAUGACACAAGUCGUUGUCUACACAUACGAAUCAGAGGAAAUUGUUGGGAUUUCAACAUGUGGAGGGUCUCUGAUAUCAACCACUCUCGUUUUAACGGCGGGACACUGUGCAUCAGGGAAAGCAAAGGAGACUGUGGUUUUAGCUGGUACGUCCGAUUUUCUGAAGAGAGGCAAACGCGGAAGUGGCUACGAGGUAAAGGACAUAAGGGUCCAUCCAAAAUACCAGGCUUUCAACCUAGAGGACGGUAGUAGCUAUGCUAUUUAUGAUGUUGCUGUACUAAAACUUAAGUCGGCCGUACCCCUGGGUGCUAAGACUGGUCUCAUAUCUAUAACCAAAGUGAACGCACCUCCCAAAACUGGUACACUGCUUACGGUCGCAGGAUGGGGAAUCUACAAGAACAAUAGUGACAGCAGUUCCAAGAAACUGAGGAGAGGAGUAUACACUACUCUGAGCCGCGACAUAUGUGCGCAGAAACUUGGGUCUGCAUUUACAGCGCAAGAAAUUUGUACAUCCUCUACUCCAAACUCGGCAUUUUGCCUUGGAGAUUCCGGUGGCCCAGCAUACGUUGGCAAAAUCCAGUACGGUAUAGUUUCCUGGGGAAACUGCGGUAUAAAGAACUCUCCAAGCGUUCUUACGAACUUAGCGAAUCCUGAAAUAAACUCAUUUGUCCAAAAUAUGUUAAAAACAAAGCUAUGAUGAAUGUAAGGCGUUAAAUUGAAUAAACCGCACAAUUGAGCAAUAAAA